GCCUCCAAUGAGCGGUCGUUGCGGACACUGGAGUUGACCCGAGACUGUGCGGCACUCAAUCCAUCCAAUUAUACCAUUUGGUACUUCAGACGACUCGUCAUUCAAGAGUUGGGCUCCGAUUUGAGGGGCGAAUUGGAUUACAUUAAGUCCGUGAUUGUGGACAACGCGAAGAACUAUCAGGUGUGGCACCACAGGAAGUGUAUUGUCGAGAACGUUAAGCAGCAGAUUGUGGACAAACACACGGCCUCUGGUCAUAAGGAUCUGAUGGAAAAAGAGUUGUCUGAUUUGGUGGACGAAGAGAAACGAUUUGUGGCGCUUAUGAUAAGACAGGACUCAAAGAACUAUCACGGAUGGCAACACAGACAGUGGGUUAUCAAUGACUUCAAACGCUUUGAAGGGGAACUCGAGUACACGAGCGAACUCAUGGACGAUGACAUCCGCAACAACAGCGCCUGGAAUCACAGGUAUUACGUGAUCUUCAAUACGACUGGUUUCGUGGGUCCGGUCCUCGAGUCGGAGAUCAAGUUUACGUUAGAGAAGAUAGUGUUGGCGCCAAAC
Medioppia subpectinata is the source of this 558-nucleotide messenger RNA. The record is from the annotation of a GenBank genome assembly. NCBI's taxonomy places the organism in Eukaryota, Metazoa, Arthropoda, Arachnida, Sarcoptiformes, Oppiidae.